GAAAUGUAAAAUAUCCACACGCCCUCACCGGCCAAUAACAGUAAACGUCAACAAACAGUGACACGAUCAGUGGAAAAGUCUUGGUGAAAACACUAGUUUUUAUGUCCAAGUUGAUCCAGUUUUCAAACUAUAGAGUUACAAGGAGUACUUCUAAUAGGUUGAAUAUUAUUAUGAUCCAUUUCCUAUUUAUCAGAGAAACCGCAGCUUAUAGGUGAAGGAGAUUCGUUUCUUGUAAGGACGUUCACGUAAUCCUGCGGUUUGGUAAGAUCGCCUUCCCCGAUAGGGCCCCGCCUUCCUUUUGCCGUCUUUACGUACGUGGAAUGAACGUAAAUGAUGACUUGUUCGUGAGCUCACUGUCUGACACAGCACAUCACUGCCACUGCCUGUGUGACACUCGUGGCAUGAGAUUGGAAGUAGAUAUGUGUGCGACUUGUGAGGAUUGAUUGGGAAAAUUUGACAUGGACAUUGAUUUUGAUUGUAAGUUAGAGUGACACUGAAUUUCGUCAAUGACAAUGCCAAUUUCAGCUUCUCCAUUAUAAAAUAUAUUGGCAUUAUUCGAUUCAAUUGUGAUUUUGUGAUCAUCGUUGUCUUCGACUUGGCCGGACGUGGGUGUGGAUGUGGGAUCAUUUAUUUAGACAUUCAGCAGCAAAAUAGAGAAUAUCACAUUCAAAUCAAGGAUACUUAAAAAAUAGAAGAAGACUGCAUACUAAUUCGUCACAACAAUUAACAGUUAGACCGAUACGUAUUACCGCUAAUGAUUUACUAAACAAUAUUGUUUAGAAAGGAAUUAACAAAAUGGCUUUUCAUUUCAGGACGUUUCAAUAUUUUGCUAUAGUGUUUAUUAUUAUGAUUAGCAAUUCUGUAGUCCGUUGUCUUGGUGAAAUUUCAUCAUUGAAUGCGUUGGUUAGAGGGAGUGGUGUAAUCGUAGGGGAGGGAGGAAGGAUUGAAAUUAUACAGGGCACACCUGGAUCUGUGAUACUAGUUGGAAGCCAUUUCGAUGACCAUACCAUGGUAUGGCUAACUAGAGAAGAAGCUGUCAGGGGAACGGUCUGUGAUGAAUCUUUCCAGCGUGAAGACACUGUUCCUGUUGAUGAAGUGAGUGGUGGUAGUAAUACUACUGGUGCUACAAGCUUGUUGCAUACAGGAAGCAUAGAUAUUACAUUGGAUGGAGUGGAUACUGUUUACUACAUAUGCCUUCAGCAGUCUGAUGGGAAAUGGUUACAUCAAGGUACGGAUCAGUGGUUGACGAUUGUAACAACAGCUGCCCCGAAGCGAUUGCUACCACUAUGGCUCCAGAUUAUUAUCAUUGUGAUCCUGCUUACUUUAUCUGGGUUGUUCAGUGGUCUCAACCUUGGUCUGAUGGCACUUGAUCCUGUGGAACUUCAGAUUCUACAAAAUGCUGGUUCAAGAAAAGAGAAGAAAUAUGCAAAGCUUAUCACUCCAAUCCGGAAGAUGGGCAAUUAUCUCUUAUGUUCAUUGCUUCUUGGUAAUGUCCUUGUCAACACCACUCUUACUGUUCUGCUUGAUGAUCUUUCAUCAGGGAUCUGGGCAGUCCUGGGUGCAACAGCAGGCAUUGUUAUAUUUGGUGAGAUUAUUCCUCAAGCGAUUUGUUCCCGUCAUGGCUUAGCUGUUGGCGCAAACACAAUCUACCUAACUCGCUUCUUCAUGGUAUUAACUUUCAUCGUUUCAUAUCCGAUCAGUAAAAUCCUAGACCUGAUCUUAGGAAAGGAGAUUGGUGCUGUAUAUGAUCGAGUUCGCUUAUUAGAACUGCUACGAGUGACAGAUGAAUACAAUGAUCUUGCGAAAGAAGAAGUGAACAUCAUUUCCGGCGCUUUAGAGCUCAGAAAGAAAUGUGUCAAGGAUGUGAUGACUCCACUUAAUGACUGCUUUAUGCUGGAUGAAGAAGCCAUAUUAGACUUCAAUACUGUGACAGCCAUUAUGCAUAAAGGCUUCACUAGGAUACCUGUCUAUAGUGGAACAAGGGAUAACAUCAUCGCCAUUCUGUUUGUCAAAGACCUAGCCUUUGUAGAUCCUGAUGACUGCACACCUCUCAAAACUGUGAUCAAGUUCUACCAGCAUCCUAUCAACUUUGUUUUUGAAGACACAACUCUGGAUCUCAUGCUCCAAGAAUUCAAGAAAGGUCAAGCCCACAUGGCGAUUGUAAACCAGGUGAACAGUGAAGGAGAAGGAGACCCAUUCUAUGAAGUGUUGGGAUUGGUUACUUUGGAAGAUGUCAUAGAAGAAAUUAUCCAAUCAGAGAUUGUGGAUGAGACAGAUAUUUAUUUGGAUAACAAGACAAAGCAGAUAGUUGGUCAUACUAACAAACGUGACUACUCCAUCUUUGCUCAACAAGGGGAGGAUGCUCGGCCUAAGAUAACUCCUCAGCUAUCUCUUGCUACAUUCCAGUUCCUCUCUACAUCUGUGGAUCCAUUCAAGGUAGAGAAGAUCUCUGAGACAAUCCUCCACCGUCUUCUUGAUCAAGACAUCAUCUUUGAGGUCCAACUACCUGAGAAGAAGAUUCCAGUCUUCCUCUUCCAACAUGGCAAGCAAGCUGAUUAUUUCAUCAUGAUCCUUCAAGGUCGUGUAGAGGUCACCAUCGGUAAAGAGAACAUUCUCUUUGAGCAGGGGCCGUUCUCAUUCUAUGGACAGCACGCCCUCAUUGCCACAAAUCAACAAGUUGAUAAUAAGAACAGUGGUAGCCGUGCUAGUGUGAGGAGUAUCGGUAGCUCUAACAACCCAUCUCCACCAUCUGCUUACACCCCAGACUUCACAGUUCGUAUCCUAUCCAACGUCCAGUAUAUGAAGGUUACUCGAGUGCAAUACAAUGCUGCACGGGCUGCUACUAAGAUGGAGAGAGAAAGUCAUGGAGAUACGGCCGUACAGCAAUCUAAAGAGGUCUUUGAGAACGAGUGGCAAAAAGCCGUUAAUCAAGAGAAAUUUGACCAAAGCGUUGAAGAUCCCAGCAAAGACAACAAUGUCAAGAGUUUUCAAGUUGGUAACAAAACAAAAGAUGAGAGUUUGUGACAGGAAGAGAAAUGAGCAAUACCAUGGUCUUUGAUGUACUCAACUCUUCUAUGCUCAUUGGUCCCAUCGUAUCAAGAAAUGAUUCUAUUCCUUCUUUGCUAUGGAAAGCAAAAAAAGCCAUUAUUUUUGUCUAGAAUCUGCAAAAUCUCUUGGUCAACAGUAACACACCUCCUGGCCAUUCUAAAUUUGGACAAAAAGAAUCUGUAUUCUGACUUCUUCAAGCUCUCGUUUGGGUAGUAGUUUUUUUCCUUACCCCCAGGUAAUGCUAGAUCUUUCCUACCUUGUAGCAAAAUCCUCCACGUUAUUCAGUUUUUAAGUUUGGGAGAUAUAGAUAAAGGCUACUUCUGAUUGGUCAGAAUGAUGAUGCAUGCAUAAGUAAUCUGACCAUUUAGAAUGAGCCUUUCAUGAGUGUACAUCAUCUCUCAAGAGCAGACACACAGGAUCUAGAUUUCCAACUUUGGUAUUGCUACCUUUCCAUAGUAAAAAUAAAUUAAUGUGAUCACAGUCUUACUAUCAGAAAAGGAACAAUGGAGCUCAGAGGCUCAGCAAAAAUGGAUGUUAUUGUGUUUGUUGAUCCAGUCAAGUUUUUCAUCAUUCUGCUGAAACAAUGAUUAAUUCGGUUUCUAAAAUUUAUGGAUUUAUAAUCCACUUUUCAUACAUUUGUAAUCAUUUUCACCAUGUUGUAGACUAUGAGGGUUAGAAUUGUACAUUGUAGAUUAUAAUACAGACCCAAAUGCUCAAACCCUACACCGAGUAUGAAAAUAUACUUGUAUAUACAUUUACACUUUUCCCCGAAAAAAAAAAUUAGUGAGGAGCAUAAGGAAUUUAACUGAUGAAGGCUAUAUAGUUUUACUAAUUUUUUUAACCACAGAUUAUGGGGGUAUAACUGCAUGUAUGUUACACUAUUUAAUUCACUUCACUCGCCUCUUUUGGAACAGACAAUUAUGUUCGAAUUACUUUUGAUUGUCUACAAAACACUGAAUAAACAGGCUCCAGAUAAUUUAAAUAAUUGUUUGACAAUAUACACCAACUAGAGCACUUAGGUCAGCUAGUGACCCUCUUUGUCUCACAUAUUCAUUCACUCAUACAUUAGCCGAUGAUUGAACUUUUACUGUGUCAGCUUCAAAAUACUGGAAUGAUUUGCCUCUAAUAAAGACAGUCUCAAUCAGUAGGAUUUUGAAAAAGGCAUUAAAAACCCAUCUCUUUCGUAGUUUGUAGUUUCAUAAUUUAUGUAUUGUAUAAUUUAUUUUAAGUAUUUUCAUUAUAAGCGCUUUGGGCCUUAUGGGAAAAACGCUGUAUAAGUAGUAAGUAUUAUUAUCUAAUUAAUAAGUCAUUAAUCAAAUUAUCAACAUGAAGUGUAUUAAAAAAAACAAUUGUUUUGUGAAUAAAUCCUCAUUUAUACUACCAAGUUAUGCUUCUUUGCCAAAAGCAUAUUGCAUUGCAAGAUAAGUCCAGAAUGAAUUCAUUCACUCCUGUAACCAUGCUACACUGUACACUUAGUAGAUCUAUAUCUGUUUUCCAUGUAAACAUCUUUCUCCUAUUCUUUAUUGCAUGACUUAGGUACAAGUAUGUAAGGCAUUGAGAGAAAUACAUGUAGAUUGACUGUACAGAUUGGAAGAUACAACUCUUAUUUGGGAUUAAGUUUUGGAGAUGCUUGUAGAGUGUGUCUGAGUUCCAGUCUGGAGUAAAAAUGUUAGUUUAAUGAUAUCAUUAGGCUGCUUGAGAUAAUCAAAAUGAAGUGCCACUUGUAUUGGUCAUAAUGGAUUAACUAUUGCUCUUUGCCCUUUACAUUAUGGUCUGCAUCAAAUUGCUGCUGGAAACAGAAAGAAAGCUACCAUUUGAUGCAGGAUCUAUUUAAGAUCCUUUUUCCUAUUAUUUAUUUGGCGAUUUGGGAUAUCAAGAAAAGGCAGUAUUCAAGGUACAUGUAUAUAGAAUACAAAAAAAAUGAAUACAAUGCUAAUUUAUACCUUGCAUAUCCAACUAGAAAUCUUGGGUAAGGAAUAGGUCAACUAAUGGUCAUGGGCCUGUCCACCUGUCGAGUGUCCUCCCAUUAUGAAGGUAUAAUAAUAAAAUGUGACUUAUAAUGCACCAAAUCCACUCUGUAGAAGGUGGAUUUAAAGAGCUAAGAAUCAAAUAAAAAGGUUCUUAGAAGAGAAGACUCAGCAGAGAUACAACUUUUAAUGACUCUAGGAAGGCUGUUCCACAAUAAUAAGACAUGCAUGAGUAUUAUUAGUUAUAUGUAAUCAAGGAGUACUGUUAUUGUCACAUCAGGAUUUAAUUGAUUCUUUAAUUAAAUCCACCCAACAGCUGAUGAUAUUAAAGGGAAACUAGUGCAAAUAUGAUCAGUCACGUUCCAAAGUGAAUUAUUAUUGUAGAUGUAUUUUGUUUUCUUAAUUAUGGUUAAAAAAACAUUAAGUUUAAUUUUGCAUGUCAAUCACUUUGGCAAGAAUUCUUAAAGGUGGUUUUGAAUCUGUAUUCUGAAAUCCUGGUUUAUGCAGAUUUUAGAAUUGAUUAUGCUUACUUUGUUGAGAAAUAUGGUCAGAUGGUAAUGGAUUCUUAUGUCAUGAAAAACAUUCAUGCUUGGUUUCAACAUUAAUGAGCCCACUGAUAGAUGCUUAUUUCUUGAAUUGGAGCAUUUAAAUUUAUCAAUCCACUUUGUAGUUUUAACUGAUGGACAUAAAUUGUGUGCUCAAUAUUUCAAAACGAAAGUCCCAUUAAUCCUGAAGCCUUAGUAACAAGAGUGAAUUUAGUAAGUGUGCAUUCAUUACUGGAUGCCUUCUUAAUAUAUGCACCAAUUUAAGAAUAAUCAAUGAAUGAAAUCUGUAUAAAUCAUAGUUAAACAAUGGAUUGAAAAUCGUCUUUAUGAAUUCAGGCAUUUUGGCAUUAUUGAUGUCAUGUUUACUCUGUGUCAUAUGCUACCAAUGAAAAUCUGCACAAUACGCUAGAAAUAUUAUUAAAAGUCAAAUCCACCCUAACAAAAAUUUGAUUUGAAUAAAAAGAGAAAAGAAUUCUAACAAGAAUAACACUGAAAAUUUCAUCAAAAUCGGAUGUAAAAUAAGAAAGUUAUGACAUUUUUAAGUUUUGCUUAAUUCCACAAAACAGUUUAUAAAUGCACAUCCCGGUCAGUAUGCAAAUGAUGGGAUUGAUGAUGUCAUCCACUAACUCUUUCUUUUGUUUUUAUUAUAUGAAAUAUAAAUUUUAUUUUUUUUCUCCUAAUUAUCCUGUGAAACAAAAUUUAUCCCUCCCUGUACAUGUAGAAUUACCAUUUGCAUGUCACCAAGUUGUGCAUAUAACUGUUUUUGAAAAAUAAGCGAAACUUUGAAAUGCCAUAACUUAUUUUACAUCCGAUUUUGAUGAAAUUUUCAGUGUUAUGCUUAUUUGAUUAUUCUCUAUUAAUUCAAAUCAACAUUUUUUUGUAAUGGACUUGACCUUUGAAAAUAUCUAUUGUCUGAUUUUUAAUGAAAUUUUCAAUAUGUUGAAUGUUUGAUCUUGCUCAAUUUAUUUAAAUGUUUCUUAUUUUCAACCUGAAGUACCCCUAUAAGACUGGAGCACUUACCUUUAGAACAAAUAACAUCUGUGCCCAGUAAUAUGAAGCUUAGUGUGUGAUCCAUAGGGCUGAUUGAUUUUCAUUUGAUUUCAUUCAUCAUAAUGGUUAGUGCGUGAUCAAUAGGGCUCAUUGAUUUGAUUUCAUUGAUCAAAAUGGUUAAUGCGUGAUCAAUAGGGCUGAUUGAUUUCAUUUGAUUUCAUUCAUCAUAAUGGUUAGUGCGUGAUCCAUAGGGCUGAUUGAUUUCAUUUGAUUUCAUUGAUCAAAAUGGUUAAUGCGUGAUCCGUAGGGCUGAUUGAUUUCAUUUGAUUUCAUUGAUCAAAAUGGUUAAUGCGUGAUCAAUAGGGCUGAUUGAUUUCAUUUGAUUUCAUUCAUCAUAAUGGUUAGUGCGUGAUCCAUAGGGCUGAUUGAUUUCAUUUGAUUUCAUUCAUCAUAAUGGUUAAUGCAUGAUCCAUAGGGCUGAUUGAUUUCAUUUGAUUUCAUUCAUCAUAAUGGUUAAUGCGUGAUCCAUAGGGCUGAUUGAUUUCAUUUGAUUUCAUUCAUCAUAAUGGUUAAUGCGUGAUCCAUAGGGCUGAUUGAUUUCAUUUGAUUUCAUUCAUCAUAAUGGUUAAUGCGUGAUCCAUACGGCUGAUUGAUUUCAUUCAUCAUAAUGUUCAGUCAAUACAAUCAAUCACUAAACUUUUUUACAGGGCUUGUGUCUUUGGGUUCCCCAGAAUGCAUGUCAAUCAAUGAUAUGAUACUAUGAUUGAGAUAAUAAUUGGUGCUAGCUUUAAUUUGGAAAAAUGCAUGAUGUUAUUUUUUUUAUUCUGUUGAAUAAAAUUUUGUUUGGAAUCAGGUAAACAAGAUAUCUGAUUCAAAGUAAAAGACUAUUAUAUUAUUUAUGUAAUUCUUACCAAAUUGUAUGAGCUUGUCAAAGUGAUACACAACAUAGAUUGACUGUAGAUUGAUUAUUUAGUUCGUAUCCACAAUAUUUGAAUUGAAAGGAAUUCCACCAUUAUUACAUUGUAAGUUGGUUCAAAUAUAAGCAGGAAAAGGAGAGAAACAUAUCGAUGAGAGAAGAUAGAAUGAUAGAGUGAUAUUGUUUUUAAGUUUUACCAUUGUGAUGUCAUAUGUAAGCUUCUCUUCUGCAUGUUGUGCCCUAUCAAUUUUAUUAAUUAGCCUUUAAAGAUCAAGUGAAAACUCAUUCAAAAUUCCUGAGAAAAUUCUUUAAUUAACUUUUGUUUAAACAUAGUGAUUUAUGAAAUAGGAAAAGCUGAUAUAAUGUAAUCAAUUUUUAUCACAUCUGCUGUAAGUUGUGAUGUUCACACCAUCCUUUUCAUAAACAUUUUCAGAGCAUUGUGUUUUUGCCAAAAAAUAUGUAAAGUCACACUUUUCUAAAACUUGGGGGGAGCUUACCACUAUUCAUAUUGUAUUCUAUUAACUGCAGAAAGCUAUACAACCCACCCCCUUUACCAUAUUAGAGCUUUCUUAAUGGAGUUUAACCUCUUUAAUUUUGGUAUAUUUGUAUUGGCAAUUGAUUCAACUUGACAUGAUAUAUAUGCAGUAGUAAUUGUACAGUGCUUGCAUUAUUCUGUACAUACUGAAUAAGGUUUAUCCUGGAUAUAGGCUCUUGAUAAUGUGUAUAUCCUGUCCAUGACAUCACUUCAAUGGGAUCAGGAACCACUGGGGGGGGGGGGCUUAAUGAAUAGAGAGGAUAGAGGCAUGUGAAGGGUAAUGAUUAAAGAAUUCUUGUGUCAAAAUUGUUUUUUUUUGUUCAGCAAAUAUUGAAUCACAUAACAGACAUAUGUCUCUCUAUUCCUUGUUAUCGUUAAAAUUGAUUUUCCUUCAAAAGUUUGGUUCUUUUAAGGGGUUGAAAUCAUCAGAUUUUCUAAUUCAAUUCGGCAAUACUUUUAUACAUUUUUUAGUUCAUUGUUAUUUUAUAUUAAUAUUACACUAACUCUAAAAAGUGUGCAUGUGUUGUAAAUACUCUUAAUAUUCAACAUUAGUGAAAUGGAAUAUAGUGUUGUUCCUUAAUGUACCCAAACAAAUCCUUUAAAGUUCUGAUAUAAACAAUCUUUUAAGAUUCCUAAAAAUAAUACUACAAUCAUAACUCAUAUUGAGUGAUUUGCAAACUUCAGUCGAGCAUUAGCAUAUUUAGAGUUCAAAAUUAACUUUUUAAGGUUUAUACAUGAUUACAAGAACGUUAGAUUAUAGACAUUCAUAUUGCAUUGGAUGUUGUGCACAAUUUAAAGUCAACAUGUUUCUAAGUUUGAUUUAUGUGAUCCAGGCACAUUCAAAGUUCAAAUGUGAUGAUAAAUAAAAUAUAUGCACAUAGUUUUAUAUUAGAAGGACAUUGAUGCACACACAUCAACCUAUUUUACUGUGCGCUUGUUAAUGAAGAUAUUCAAUAAAGCUUAUUGGCCUCCAAUGCAA
Molecule: messenger RNA, 8980 nt
Organism: Lytechinus pictus (painted urchin)
Lineage: Eukaryota; Metazoa; Echinodermata; Echinoidea; Temnopleuroida; Toxopneustidae
Product: metal transporter CNNM2-like
Exons: 6
Coding region: 796-3024 (742 amino acids)
Biological process (GO): intracellular manganese ion homeostasis; transport; magnesium ion homeostasis
Cellular component (GO): plasma membrane; cytoplasm
Molecular function (GO): transmembrane transporter activity
Source: RefSeq, a predicted model, not a curated record